CGCUCCGAUGACGCGCCUCUGGGAAGUAUCGCGUGAAGAGGGAGAAAACCUAGAGCUUAGAAGUCGCUAUGGUGACGGAAAGGUUGGGAAUCUUCUCUAUUACUGGCCCCACAGCUGUAGGAGCAGUAACCGCUGCUUUCUUGGAUUUUGAGUGAAUACAGUCCAAGUGAUAUUUUAAAAAUUUGCUGAAAGUGGAAACAUGAGACUGAAGAUAUCUCUUUUAAAAGAACCAAAGCAUCAAGAAUUAGUAAGUUGUGUGGGCUGGACUACUGCUGAAGAAUUAUAUUCAUGUAGUGAUGAUCACCAGAUAGUGAAAUGGAACUUGUUAACCAGUGAAACAAGUCAAAUUGUAAAGCUUCCUGAUGAUAUUUACCCUAUAGAUCUUCACUGGUUUCCAAAAAGUUUAGGCAUAAAGAAACAGACACAAGCAGAAAGCUUUGUUCUCACAAGUUCUGAUGGUAAAUUUCAUUUGAUUUCUAAGUUAGGAAGAGUCGAGAAAAGUGUAGAAGCUCACUGUGGAGCAGUACUUGCAGGAAGAUGGAACUAUGAAGGUACAGCACUAGUUACAGUUGGAGAAGAUGGACAAAUUAAAAUUUGGUCAAAGACUGGGAUGCUUAGAUCAACUUUAGCUCAGCAAGGAACACCAGUGUAUUCAGUAGCAUGGGGCCCUGAUUCAGAAAAGGUUCUUUAUACAGCAGGCAAACAGCUGAUCAUUAAACCUCUUCAACCAAAUGCUAAAAUUUUACAGUGGAAAGCUCAUGAUGGCAUUAUUUUAAAAGUUGAUUGGAACUCAGUCAAUGAUCUUAUUUUAUCUGCUGGUGAAGAUUGUAAAUAUAAGGUGUGGGAUAGUUAUGGCCGCCUCCUAUACAGUUCACAACCCCAUGAGCAUCCUAUUACCUCAGUUGCCUGGGCUCCAGAUGGAGAAUUAUUUGCUGUUGGAUCAUUUCAUACUUUACGCUUGUGUGAUAAAACUGGGUGGUCUUAUGCUUUAGAAAAACCCAACACUGGCAGCAUAUUUAAUAUUGCAUGGUCAAUUGAUGGCACUCAGAUUGCUGGAGCCUGCGGAAAUGGGCAUGUUGUUUUUGCACAUGUAGUGGAGCAACGUUGGGAGUGGAAAAAUUUUCAAAUAACAUUAACUAAAAGACGGACUAUGCAGGUUCGAAAUGUUCUUAAUGAUGCAGUGGAUUUGCUGGAAUUCCGCGAUAGAGUCAUUAAAGCAUCUUUGAACUAUGCACACUUAGUUGUUUCAACGUCUCUUCAAUGUUAUGUGUUCUCUACAAAGAACUGGAAUACACCACUUAUAUUUGAUCUUAAAGAAGGAACUGUUAGUUUAAUUCUACAGGCAGAAAGACAUUUUCUUCUUGUAGAUGGUGGUGGUAUCUAUGUAUAUUCCUAUGAAGGGCGCUUCAUUUCUUCUCCAAAAUUUCCUGGAAUGAGAACAGAUAUUCUUAAUGCACAGACUGUGUCUCUGAGUAAUGAUACUAUAGCAAUAAAAGACAAAGCUGAUGAAAAAAUAAUCUUCCUUUUUGAGGCAUCAACUGGAAAACCUCUAGGUGAUGGGAAGCUUCUUUCUCAUAAGAAUGAAAUCUUGGAAAUUGCUCUGGAUCAAAAAGGACUUACCAAUGAUAGAAAAAUUGCAUUCAUUGAUAAAAAUAGAGAUCUCUAUAUCACUUCAGUGAAACGAUUUGGGAAGGAAGAACAAAUUAUCAAACUUGGAACAAUGGUGCAUACUUUGGCAUGGUGUGAUACAUGCAAUAUCCUUUGUGGACUUCAAGAUACUCGAUUCACAGUGUGGUAUUACCCCAAUACGGUUUAUGUGGACAGAGACAUUUUGCCUAAAACUUUGUAUGAAAGAGAUGCAAGUGAAUUUAAUAAAAAUCCUCAUAUUGUGAGUUUUGUUGGAAAUCAGGUAACUAUAAGAAGAGCUGAUGGCUCCCUGGUACACAUCAGCAUAUCACCAUAUCCUGCUAUUCUCCAUGAAUAUGUAAGCAGUUCAAAAUGGGAGGAUGCUGUAAGACUUUGUCGCUUUGUUAAGGAGCAAACCAUGUGGGCUUGCCUAGCUGCUAUGGCAGUUGCUAAUCGAGACAUGACUACUGCAGAAAUAGCCUAUGCAGCAAUUGGUGAGAUUGAUAAGGUUCAAUACAUCAAUUCAAUAAAAGAUCUUCCCUCUAAAGAAUCAAAAAUGGCUCACAUACUAAUGUUUAGUGGAAACAUACAGGAGGCUGAAAUAAUACUUCUUCAAGCUGGCCUUAUUUAUCAAGCAAUUCAGAUCAAUAUUAAUCUCUAUAACUGGGAAAGAGCCCUGGAGUUGGCUGUAAAAUACAAAACACAUGUUGAUACAGUUCUUGCUUACCGUCAAAAGUUUUUGGAGACCUUUGGUAAACAGGAAACUAAUAAACGAUACUUGCAAUAUGGAGAAGGUCUUCAAAUAGAUUGGGAGAAAAUCAAAGCCAAAAUUGAGAUGGAAAUUACUAAGGAACGAGAGCGAUCAUCAAGCAGCCUGUCCAGCAAGAACAUGGGGCUAAAGCACUAAGUGACAUGCUAACCUUUAAAAAUGUUAUCUUUUGAAAUUAAUUUUGACUAGACAAAGAUAAGCAUGUUUUGGUUGCUAAAGAAAAAUGCAUCAUCUUUAAAUAAUAAUGAGCACUUUCUGCAUAUUAGUAAAAGUACAUUCAAUUCAGUAAGGUUAAGCGAAGAAUAAUUGAUGUAAUGCCAUCUUUUAUAUUUUUCUAAUUAGCCAUUUCUUUAUACGUCUCUAUACCUGUUGAUUACAUUCCAGUUUUUUCUUUAUUACUUUAUCCCUGAAUCUUCAGUAUCAACAAUUUUAAUGCUGAUAAUAGAACAUUGAAUUCUUUAAAAUGUAUGCUAUCAUUAAUUUAUUUGACCUCCACAUUGUAAAACACCUCCAAAAUUUAUUUAAAAAAAUUGAUAAUGAUGGAUUUUUGAAAAUGUGUAACAGUGUAGACACUUGAAUACUGAAGUUCAAAGCAGCAUUAUUUGAAUAGUAAUGGGUGAAAACAACUCAAAUAUCCAUCAACAGAUGAGUGAUAAACCAGUGUGGUAUGCACAUACAAUAAAAUAUUAUUUACUGUUACCAUGAAAUUAAAUUCUAUUACAUGCUACAAGAUGGAAAAAUUAUGCAAAAUGAAAUAAACCAGACACAAAGGUGUAAUAGUCUGUGAUACUACUUAUAUGAGAAUAAGCAAAUUCAUAGAGACAGAAAGGAAAAUAGUGAUUAUCAGUGAUCAGAGGGAGGCGGAGGAGUUUAUCAUUUAAAGGACAUAAAGUUUAUGUUUAGGAUAAACAAAUUCUGGAAAUACAGAUAGUGGUUGUGGCCUCACAACAUCAUAAAUAUUAAUGCCUCUGAAUUAUAGUCUUAAAAUGAUUAAAAUGCUAAAUCUUAUUAUGUAAUUUUAACAUAAUUUAAAAAACAUAUAUAGAAUAAGCAAGAGGUAUUUCCCUUAUUCCUCUCCUGACUUGAGAAUGUUCUGGCUAUAGGCCCUGGGAAUCUGAAAGAUUUGUGAAAAUCUCCUUAGAUAAUAAACCUAUUUGACUAGCUUUAACUCAGUGUGUCCCAAAAUUAUUAUUACCACAAAAAUUUUUUAACAAUAAUACAAAGAUCCUUUAGAAAGCCUCCCAUUGGCAACAGUACAUUAUAGAGUGGGUAUGUGCAUAUACAUUGGAAAGGGAUUAACUCUUUUACCUCCAUUUUAAUUACUCUUUAGUUUUUUUCUUUUAUAAAAAUGUUCUUUACUUUUCAACACAUUUCUUUUCUGAAAUGUUGGAAUAUGCUAUUCUUGAUGCAGAUGCUGCAUAUAAGGAUGUAUUCAGUUUGUGAAAUCUGACUAAUCAGUUUAUUUGUAAGUUGUCCUGAAAAGUUUAUAUAUGCUUUCUAUAUUGUUAUAUUUCAAUGAAAAGCUUAAAAAUAAAAUAGUUUAAAGGAUAAAUUUUAUGUUAUGUAUAUUUUACCACAAUUAAAAGAAGUAAAAAAUACUAAUGACAGGUUUUGUGUUUAACAAAAAUUUUCUGAUAUCCUAUAAUUCAAUUCCAUUCUGACACUGACUACUUAGAGUUGGCAUUAGAUCCCACAAGUUAAAUGUCAAGGUCCCCAACAAGAUUGCCCUUUCUUCAGACACCAUCUGUAAGUAGAGUCCCUGGCCUUCUCUGAAGUCCCUAGGUUACCUGAACUUGUGUCUGAGUUGGCUGCACAUUUAGGGGUUCCUAUAACCCCUCUUCACAUUUGAUAAUUUUUUAGAAUGAUUCACAGAACUCACGCAAAGUCUUUACUUAACAGUUUUAUUUGAAAGGAUACAACUCAUGAAAAGCUACAUAGAAUAAAUGCAAGUUCUGAGGGGGCUUUUUGAGGUAGGGUGGAAGGGAAGAGGAAGGGACACAGAACUUCCAUAUUCUCUCCCUAUUGAAUCUAGGUGCAGCAUAUUUCCAGCUCAUAAAUGUGUUUACCAACCAGGAAGCCCUUUAACCCAGCCUUCCUGUCCUGAGAGCUUUUUUUUUUUUUUUAAUUAGGGUUUCAUUACAUAUGCAUUGGCUAUGCAACUGAAUUCAAUAUCCAGGCUCCCUCCUCUGAUUGGAGAUAUAGUAACUAAAAUUCCAACCUUUUGAUUUAUUUAUUUUUGGCAACCAGCCUCCUUAUGGCUACUAUCUAGGUCCCCUCCCCAAAAGUCAUUUCAUUAGCAUAACAAAUACUCUUAUCACUCAAGGAAUUUCAUGGAUUAUUUUGAAUUAUCUGUGUUAGGAACCCUCUUUUCUCACCCCAUAAAAGACCAGAUAUAUAUUUUUAUUUUUUGGUGAUGCUGGGUAUUGAACCCAGAGCCUUGUACAUGUGAGGCAAACACUCUAUCAACUGAGCUAUAUCUCCAGCCCCAGAUACAUUCUUUGUAUACCAUAGGCCUCCCCUGGUCUUUGACUAUAGGAGUUUUUUGUUGUUGUUGUUGUUUUCAGAAAAUGUAUUGGGAUUUAGUUUUUUUCCCUUUUUAUUGGCAUAUUAUAAUUGUACUAUAUUCGUUUUAUAGCGAAAAGAUCAUUCCUGACUGAGCCUAACAGAUAUAGCAACAUUUGUAGUUUUCCAACAUACUUAACACUAUCAGCAUUAUAAUCUUACCAACAAGGCCAGUGGUAGUAGACAUUAUGGUAGGUGUAACCUGAGAAAUAAGUUUUUAAAUACUGGUACAUUACUAGAGUUCCAUCUAGUCCCUAAUAAUUAGUCCAGUCCAUCAUUUUGAAUGAUCAACAUAUCUCCCAGUAUAAAAUCACUAUGAUUUGCAGGCUUCCAUUUGAUCAUGUCAGAUUCUAAAUGAAAAAAUGGUCUCAGCAACACAAGAUGUCACCAUUCAGGCAUCUGGUAUAAUUGAGCUAAGAGUUAAUGUCAUCUCUUCCUCUGAUCCUCUUUUGAAGCAUUAAUGUAGUACUGGAAUUCUCUAUUUAAUUCAUUUAUUCAUUCCUUCACCUUUAGCUACUAUUUCUACUUUUCUAAAAUUUAUACUCAAACUUUCAACCUUUGGAAGGGACAAGUAUAUUUGGCCAUUGUGCCGCUCCAGAUUCUAGGCAAUAAUAGUAAUCUAGCAAGUUCUUCUCCUUCAAUCUAUUCCAUGUAGAGGGUAAUUACAUAAGUACAAAAUUAAUGGGCUGUUUCUACCAGUUAUCAAUAUAACUAUAUUCAUGGUUAGCUUCAGUUUUGCCAAAUAGGGUGCUCUGGUUUGAAUGUCCCCUCCAAAACUUAGGUUGAAAUUUAAUUGCUACUGUGAAAGUAUCAGGUGGGACAUUUAUAAAGUAUUUAGGUCAUGAGGACUCUGCCCUCAUGAAUAAAUAAAUUUUUUUUAUCAAAGGAGUAAGUUAGCUAUAAAGCAAGCUCUCUUAAGUGUGUAUUCUCGUGUUUCUUACCUUCUCACAUGCUUUCUUGCAAUGUAAUGCCCUCCAUCAUGUUAUGACACAGUAAGAAGUCCUUCCCCGGAUGCUGGCACCUUCAUGCUUCUCAGCUUCCAGGACUAUGAGAAAUAAAUUUCUUUUCUUUAUAAAUUAUCCAAUCUAUAGCAUUUCAUUAUAGCAGCAGAAAAUGACUGACAUGGAUGAAGGCACAACUCAUCUCCAUCAGGCACUUAGGAAUUCUGACAUAGAGAUUUAAAGUAGUAUUUCAGUUUUUUGCUUAGGAAUCAUCCCUGCUUCCAUUACUUGUAGCUGUCACCAUGGUCCUAGGUCACUGCAUCAAGUAGGAAAAAGAAAAUGGAAGAAAUGUGAGCAAGAAAGGAAAAAGUAUAAUCAAAGCAACAUCCUCUCCAUUUUUAGAAUUGUAUAAUUAUGCCAGUAUCCUUCCCCAGUCUCUCUUCCCCAGAUCCACCAGAAAAGCACAAGAAUCUAACGCAGACAGUCUGUAAGCACAUAUUCCUGAAAACAUGUAAGCCAACCCUUCAUGCCCGUAUCUCCCCCUAUUUAAAGAUUCAGUUACAUGUUCUUUUUUAAAAAAUCUUUUUAGUUGUUGAUGGACACAAUACAUUUAUUUGUUUAUUAUAUGUAGUGCUAUGGAUCCAACCCAGUUCAUCACACAUGCUAGGCAAGCACUCUACCCCUGAGCUACACCCUACCCCAAUUGCAUGUUCUGAUUCUCCUUUGAACUAUUACUCUGAGAAGGACAUCUCUCUGUCAUUGUUAGAUAUCGGUCUUCCUUGGUUUGAAGAAAUAUGCCUUGGUGGUUGAAUUGGUGCAAUAUCUUCUCUUCUGGUUUUUAAUAACACUCUGAACAUUAGCAUCUAUCCCCAAAUAAGCAAAACCACUCCAGAGUACCUGUUUCUGCCAGGAUUCAUAUGUAGCUUCUCCCAGGUCUACUGGCAUCAGUCCAGCUUAUCAGUUAGGGAUAGGGUUUUCCCCCUGGAGAAUAUGUGCCAGAGCCAUCUAUCUGUAGUUUCUGUCUCUCUGACAAAAAGAAUAGUUUUAGUGCACAUUUUGUUCCUCAGCAGAUACAAGAAGAACAUGUCUAUAUUCAGUCUAUUUCUGCAUUACCUCAGAGCCCUGCAUCAAUUCAUUUUAUUAACCUAGGUGGCUAUGUCAAGGAACACACUGGGUCAUCUACUUUUGGAUUCCAAUCACCUUCCUAUACUGGAAGCACUUUUGAUGGGCUUUGACAUGUUCCACUUUAAUGCACCCUGAAAUUCCCAUUGCGAUUUCCACAGAGCUGUGCCCAAUAAAGACAUCCCUUUAAUAGGCACAGUCUCCUUUUGCCUGACUAUGUGGUAAAAACACAAACAGGAAUAAAUGGCAUGCAAUGCAUCCCACAAAGGUGAUUGGCUUUUCACUUCUUUGAUCAGAGCCUGACCUUCCCCCCAACCAAAAAAAAAAAAAAAAAA
Ictidomys tridecemlineatus (thirteen-lined ground squirrel) is the source of this 7355-nucleotide messenger RNA. NCBI's taxonomy places the organism in Eukaryota, Metazoa, Chordata, Mammalia, Rodentia, Sciuridae. The record is from RefSeq and is a predicted model, not a curated record.